This is a messenger RNA of Monodelphis domestica (gray short-tailed opossum), 1589 nucleotides long. The record is from RefSeq and is a predicted model, not a curated record. NCBI's taxonomy places the organism in Eukaryota, Metazoa, Chordata, Mammalia, Didelphimorphia, Didelphidae.
AUAGCUUAGCGCUUGGGGUCUGGGUUCCGGAUCUUUGGAUACAAUAUUGCCUUCCCAGGCUUAUCUGGGCCACCGGGCUAGCGCUGGGCAGUGCGAGGCAGCUCUGAGCUCCGGUGGCCUUGGGUACAAAGACUAUUGUCAUAGCAACGUUCCGAGGCUGCUACUAUGAAUACUGAGCCGGGCCCCCAAGGCUGCCAGCACUGCAUGCUGGGGGAGGGGCCUGUGGGCAGCUGUGUGGGAGGACUUGGAGAACUGGGACACGAGUCUAGCUGGCUCGCCUGGGCCUUGGGCAUGGGGAAAGGGAAGCCCUGGGGGCCGGGCCACAGGGCCCAACCGAAGCGCCCCAGUUCUUUUCAAGGGCCCGAAUUCAGCCAUCCGAUGGCACUCCUUACUGCCUCCCCGACUCCUGCCUUUACUUACUUUUUAGGCCUUAGACUCAAUGCUGUGUGUCUGCUCCGAGGGAGAAGAGGGGCGAGGGCUGGGCCGGAGGGGUAAGGGACCUGUCCAGGGUCACCACGCCAGGAAAGGCCUAGCCUGUGCACACACCCAUGCACACAAAUAAACAGCCAAUGUGUGUCCCCGCGCGGCUCCCGGAGGGUCACAGGGAGAGGGAGCCGCUGGCCAGUCCCCCCUCUGAGGCGAGAAGGACACUUCCGGGGACUCCGUCAUUCUAGAUACGUCCUUCUCCCAGCAGGGGAAGGAGUCUAUCUGAAGAUCUCUAGUCCCCUGGAACUCAUCCCCUCCCCAUACAGCCCCUCAGCACGCCAUUGGAUAGCAGCCAGGAGCACGCCGGAAAGGUGAACCCUCUAGGUUCCAAAUCCUACUGUCCACUGGGGCUCUGCAAGAUGGAAAGAGCCAACCACCUGGCCUCUUCUUAAGCGCCUCCUACGUGCCAGGCAUGUAGAAUAGAGAAUACAGAGACUACUGGGAAUGCUAAAAGAGACAAAAGGACAGCUCCUGACCUCAAGAAGCGCAUGUUCUAACGGGAGGUUUCCAAAGGGGCUGCUAGCUACGCCAACGUCCACCUUGCACAGGGAUGCUCCGCCACCCAACUGGGAGCAAUUCCAUUGGCUGCCCCCAUGCCCAUGUCAUCUCUACCUCCCGGCUUCCUUCAAGUCCCAGGAUCGGGAACUGGCCCCUGAGGAGCUAGAUGAGCUGCUGGAGGCCUUCAAUGAGUUCGAUACUGACCGAGACGGCUACCUUGGCUACCGGGAGCUGGGGGCCUGCAUGCGGACGCUGGGGUACAUGCCCACAGAGAUGGAGCUCAUUGAGAUCUCCCAGCACGUCAAGAUGAGAAGUCAGUGCCCAGAGGCCCCGGGGUGCAGGAUGUGCCCAGGGCAGGCCAGGGGCCGAGGCCUGGGAAGUGGGGGUGGACACGAAGGGCUUUGUGGACACGGACCGUGGGGGGAGGCCGGCAGCAGGGGCUGAGAGGGAUGGUGGAGACGGAGAGGGAUGAAAUCAGGGAGGACCUGCAUGGGAGGCUUUUGAGGGGCUUUAAGUUCCUGUUGAGGUCACACAAAAAAUGGGGGUGGGAGAAGGGGAAGCUUCCAGGCUGGAAAGAAAGACAUGAAAGUCCAGCCAAGACUAGU